Molecule: messenger RNA, 2096 nt
Organism: Argentina anserina (silverweed cinquefoil)
Lineage: Eukaryota; Viridiplantae; Streptophyta; Magnoliopsida; Rosales; Rosaceae
Exons: 1
Coding region: 369-1892 (507 amino acids)
Molecular function (GO): S-adenosylmethionine-dependent methyltransferase activity
Source: RefSeq, a predicted model, not a curated record
ACUCCGUUAUUCCUACAUCAAAGUCUUGUUCUCCUCCUCCUCCUCCCCCUCCCCCAAAACCAGAGCGAAACUCUAUUCAGUUUCAUUUAGAGCCGGCCCUUAACAGAAUAUGUAAACUCCCUUAGCCAGCUAUGUCUUCUCGUUACAGCCCUCCUCCUUUUCUCUUCAUAUUUAAGAUCCCCAACUCUCUCCUCUCCGCCCAAGCCCUCGUCGGCGCCAACCACACCUCCGCUCGCUUCUGCUCCCGCUAAACCCUAAACUCCCCCCCUCCCCUCUCUCAAACACAUUCUAAUUUUCCCUCACAAAUUUUUUGUACUCUGUUGAAUUUACUUUUUUACAUAGAAAGCUGUGAAUUUUUAGAGAGAUCGAUGGAGCCUGGUUCACCCAAGCCCGGGUUCCUGAAGAACGUUCUGGUGCGUUGUUUCCUGUUCGGCCUUGUGAUCGUGCUCUUCCGGUUCGCUUACGUCAUCACCGUGACGGGCGAGUCGUGCGAGGUCGGCAAUUUCUGUUUUCUCAAGGAGAAUGUCAACCUCGUCAUCACCAGCACCGGUGUUGGCGCCUCCGCCACCGCCAGCGGCGCGGUUUCGACCAGGGCGAAGAGGCUGAGCGACUUCUACACCAGCAAGGAGUGGAUCAAGGCCGUUCAUUUUUACUCGGGCGUAUUCCAAGAUCUGAUCUCGCAGGGCUUCCUCUCGCGCAAGUCGAGGGCGCUCUGCGUCGAGACGCCGACGGGGCAGGAGGUCCACGCCUUGAAGGAGACCGGCGUGAAGAACGCCGUCGGGAUUUUCAAGAAGGCCUCGAGGCCUCUGGUGGUUCCCGGCGAGGCGCACCGGAUGCCGUUCGCCGAUGAGUCUUUCGACUUCGUCUUCUCCGGCUACGGCCGCCUCGAGAAGUCGCCGAAGGCGGCGCAGUUCGCGGCGGAGAUCGUGAGGACGCUCAAGCCCGAAGGGUUUGCGGUGGUCCAUAUUGGAGCCAAAGAUACGUAUAGCUUCCAUUCUUUCAUUGAUUUAUUCAAUUGCUGUAAGUUAGUUACUUCACGCGAUAUCGACGGCUUUAAUUCGUCGAUGCCGCAUAUACGUGAGAUGGUGUUGAAAAAGGAGUGCGAUGCUUCCACUCCGGUGUCAAAUGCCGGUAACAAGUGCUCGGUGCCGGAGCAUAAGCUCGAGCUGGUGAGGAAGGCUGAGCCGAUCAUCCAAAUCGAGCCGUUGAAGCCGUGGAUUACUCUGAAGAAGAACAUACAGAAUGUGAAGUACUUGCCGUCGAUUGUGGAUAUUAGCUUUAAGAGGAGGUAUGCUUAUGUUGAUGUGGGAGCUAGGAGCUACGGUUCGAGUAUAGGGAGCUGGUUCAAGAAGCAGUAUCCUAAGCAGAACAAGACCUUCGAGGUUUUCGCGAUCGAGGCGGAUAAGACAUUUCAUGAGCAGUAUAAGGUGAAGAAGGGGGUGACUUUGCUGCCGUAUGCGGCGUGGGUGAGGAAUGAGACAUUGUCGUUUGAGAUUAAUGGAGACCCUGGGGAGGAGGUGAAGGAGAAGGGUAGGGGAAUGGGGAGGAUUCAGCCGGUGCAGUCGGAGAAGGAGGCCGGGUUUGAUGGGCAGGAGGUGGAUAGGAUUCAGGGGUUUGAUUUUGCGGAUUGGGUGAAGAAUACUUUUACAGAGAAGGAUUUUGUGGUGAUGAAGAUGGAUGUGGAAGGGACAGAGUUUGAUUUGAUUCCGAGGCUGUUUGAGACCGGGGCGAUUUGUUUGAUUGAUGAGCUCUUCCUUGAAUGCCAUUACAAUCGGUGGCAGAGGACACGGCCUGGUGAGAGAAGUGCAAAGUAUGAAAAAACUUAUGGCCAGUGCUUGGACUUGUUUACUUCACUAAGGCAAAGUGGGGUUCUUGUUCAUCAGUGGUGGUGACAUUACAGGUUUCUUUGGUUUUAGUCAUACUCUCAGUUUCUUUUGUAAUUUUGUUUUACAGAUUAAAAACUCCAAAGUAGCUUCAUGGUUGUAAGACUUGCAGCUGAUAAUGAAAUUUUCAUUACUUCAUUUUAGUCCAGAAGAAUACUCCUCUACUUUAUGUACAGUCAGUCUCUAUUGGUACACUUGAUUUGAUUUGUGUUA